AUGUUUUUCCUUUUGAUCCUAAUCUUUCCUUUUGAUCUUCACUUUAUCCCCAACACAGCCAUCCCCCAUGUUCAGCCCCACCCAAACACAAACAUUGUGGCACCAAAAGCUAGUCGUGGCUUCAGUGUUCCACUGUACCACCGAGCUAUGCUUUACAGAGAGGAAUUCAACCUCACAAAGGCCACUAGUUCCAACUAUGAUGCUCAAAAGACAAUGCAACGCCAAGCACUACUGUUAGACAUCGGCAGUGACCUACUUUGGAGACCUGGAUUUUUCUCGGAUGUUAGGACCCUGGAGAACAUAUUAGUGGGAUGCGCUAAUAACAAUCUAGGACACUUCGACGAAGAAACGAGUGGCAUUCUUGGUCUUGGCCUUGGUUAUUGCUCGUUAACUAACCAACUGAAGGUGACCAACUUUUCCUUUUGUCUGCCAGGUCCAGACUUCAUUUAUGGCUCCACAUUAGGCAUGUUCUACACCGAGCCCGAAAAGGAUAACACCAUCACCGUACCUUUGCUUCUUAAUCCGCUUCACCCCAGCCACUAUUUUGUUGGUUUCCAAGGAAUUAGUUUGAACAAUCAAAUGGUUCCCAUUCCAUCAUCUCACUGGGAAUUCAGCACCAACCCCGAAUCUAAUAUUGAUGGUGGUGUCUUGGUUGAUUCAGGAGCCUCAGUGAGUUGGAUGCCGACACAAGUCUAUGAAAUUUUCAGUUCAAAUUUCGUGCAACUCACCAAUAUGAUCCAGGAGGAAGCCACAGACUCCACAAAAUUCGACACCUGUUUCUCAACCAGGUCCACAUCCAGAAGUGUCCCUGAAGUCAAAUUUCAUUUCACCAACACCUACUCUCUCACAUUAACAAUGGAGCAGCUGUUCUGGAGGUAUUCACUUCAAAACAAACCUGAUAUGCUAUGCCUUGCCUUUCAUCAUGGUCUCCGCUUUGGUUUUACUAUCAUUGGCAGCAAGCAGCUCCAGGUCCAGGGUACACGACAGACUUAUGACUUGGUCAACAUGAAUCUCAAACUCACACCCAAUGAGUGUUACUAA
Messenger RNA from Quercus robur (English oak), 1041 nucleotides. RefSeq names its product protein ASPARTIC PROTEASE IN GUARD CELL 1-like. Gene Ontology annotation, molecular function: aspartic-type endopeptidase activity. NCBI's taxonomy places the organism in Eukaryota, Viridiplantae, Streptophyta, Magnoliopsida, Fagales, Fagaceae. The coding region runs from base 1 to 1041 and encodes 346 amino acids. Gene Ontology annotation, biological process: proteolysis. The record is from RefSeq and is a predicted model, not a curated record. The transcript is spliced from 2 exons.